Cucurbitaria berberidis CBS 394.84 is the source of this 1986-nucleotide messenger RNA. RefSeq lists its product as uncharacterized. Bases 1 to 1986 code for a protein of 661 amino acids. The record is from RefSeq and is a predicted model, not a curated record. NCBI's taxonomy places the organism in Eukaryota, Fungi, Ascomycota, Dothideomycetes, Pleosporales, Cucurbitariaceae. The transcript is spliced from 4 exons.
AUGGAAGGCCAGAGGGAGGCCGCCAAGGGAAGACCGCGCGCUCAGCCAACAGUCCCUAUCCAACAGGACUUUCUUUUUGUCGAUGCGGCUCAGGCGAAGACAUCCCGCCAAGGUCGCCGAAAUGCUCGCUCUUUUGUCAUGCAAAAGGCGCGGAGGGAACGCCCAUGGUCCACAAGCAAACAUGCCGCGAAUCAAAGAAAGACAGGGAGUCCAGAGAGUACAAGUCCCAAGAGUGCGGGGACCCCCGAUUCAUUACUCACACCAAACACGGCAACGCCAAGCCCUCCAAUUGUUUCCAGUGGAAUCGAUUACUUUGCCAUCGUGGGUCAGAACAAUUACAAGGGGGAGUUUUGUCCAGGCUGCCAGAUCUUGUUUUGUCGCCCUGGGCAAAGGCUAUGCCCAAGAUGUCUGUUACUCAAGCCUGCAGCGCCUGCAGAAGGCCCCAACAGCCGACUAUUCGACCCUUUCCGAACCUCGUCAGUGGACGUCAAUGGAAGUGUAUCGGUACUUCUGGGACACUUUGUGACUGAAAUGGCGCCCGGUAUCAUUGCCGUCGACAUCCGACACCGUUCCACAUUGAUGAAGUCAGAUUGGUUCGGCACAGCGAUGAGCAAUCCGGGAUUCAUGCAUAGCUUACUGUGCACCGCGGCGCUGCAUCUGUACAUUGUUGGCAGAGGUUCCAUUGAAACAAUCUUGCACCAUCGAGCACAGGCCAUAGCUUCGAUCAACGCGGCCAUCUCGAACCCAGACACGGCGAUUGGAAUAUCGGAUGCAAAUAUUGGCGCGGUAUUCAACCUUCUAACUGUAGAGGAGGGUCUCUUAUUACCCUUUUUCGAGCAGGAGAAACUAGAUGAAGACCAACCAAAUCAACGUGCAAUACACCUAAAUGGAAUGCGCAAAAUGGUUCAACUGCGCGGAGGCCUCAUGGCAAUUAACUCAAAUCGCAUCUUGCAAGCCUUUAUACUUUGGCACUCAACCGCCCACGCCAUAGCUUCCUUCGAAGCGCCAAACCACUCGACUUUGGACUACAUAAGCACUGCAAGCUUUCCUCGACAUCCCCCGGGAUAUCGACCGAACAUCUCACAGCAUCUCAUCGACUACUGCCGAAAUACAGGUGUCAAGGAGUCUCUUACCGACUUGGUCGAAUCAGUUCUCAUACUAAUUGCCGACCUCAACGUAUGGUUUGGAGAUCCAAAUAGCCCACUCGACCCUCUUGAUAUCCAGAACUUCUCGUGUGUUUUGGAAUGCAUGCUCCUCAAAUGGUUGCGCGAGAAUGAAUACCUCAUCACACCACUCGAAGCCGCCCUUUGCGUCGCGCUCCUCAUUUUCACUGUGCGCACCACCGAAGCCAUGAAGCGGCAAUCCGAUAUCCAUCUGCUUCAUUUUACUGCAAGCAAACGGCUCGAAAAGGCAUUGAACUGCACAACUCGCUCCGAAUGGCAUUACUGCCCCGAUCUUCUCUUGUGGAUUCUUUCCAUCGGUGCGAUAUCAGCCGAAGGCUCAGCCGAAAGUAAUUGGUUCGUCUACCAGACAUCGCUCGCAUGCGCUGAAUUUGGAAUCCUCUCGGCACAAGCGCUACUCGAGCGACUACACAUCUGCGGCUGGGUCAGUUACAAGCUUAGUGAAGCUGUAUGUCAUUUGUGGGACAGGAUUGUUCAUCUCAGGCUCGAGCCAUACUUCGAAGGCCCUUCAAAAGCUGAAGACGCCAACAGUCCCGUUGGACCACUGCAGCACUCUGUUGCAGAACCGGACUUCGUGGAGUGGGAGAGCAUUGACUGGGCUGCACUAAGCCUAGGAUCCGAUACUCUGAACGAAUCUGAAUCUCCGGCGAUCGGCAACAUUGGAAAUGGAGCAUGGGGGUCUGCGACUGGAUGGCCAGACGAAGCUCUGUAUGAUCUUGGAUCUGGCUACGGCUUUGUAUGUUCGAUUCACAUAUCGUUUUCUUGUCCCACACUGCUUACGGGUCCCUGCUGGUGUUCCUGCUAA